CAAAUCAGUCAGUGCGACAGAGGCGCUGGAGAGGGAGAAGGCCUGUGAAGCUCCAGCGUCUCCAUGGCAACCGCUAAGGAAACAGCAUGGCGACUGAGGACAAGGAAGCCGCUGCAGCGGAGUCUGCAAUAACUGAAAUCCAUAAGAAGAUCACUGAGGCUUUUGAGGUGUUUGACCAUGAGUGUAAUAAAACUGUGGAUGUCAGGGAGAUUGGUACAAUCAUUAGGUCAUUAGGAUGCUGCCCAAGUGAAGGGGAUCUACAUGAUAUGAUUGCAGAGGUAGAAGAAGAAGAACCAACUGGGUUUAUUCGUUUGGAAAAAUUUCUUCCCAUGAUGACUAGAGUAUUGACAGAAAGAAGGUACCGCCCAAUUCCAGAAGAUAUUCUUUUACGUGCAUUUGAGGUUUUAGACCAGAAUAAAUGUGGACAUCUUACUAAAGAUGAGCUGGUCAAGUACAUGACUGAAGAAGGUGAGCCUUUCACUCAAGAAGAAAUGGAGGAAAUGCUGUCUGCUGCUGUGGAUCCAGAAACAAAUAAUGUUCGCUACAAAGACUACAUCUCAAUGAUGGUUGUGGAUGAAAACUAAGGACUUCUUGUGUAACUCAUAUAGGUCUGAACCUUUUGCUUGGUGCUUGUUGAUUAACAUCAUUGGAGUUGUUCUGUGUUUGCCAUGAGAUUGCAGCAGAGGCUUAUGUUGAAAUAAUUCAUCUAUGAAAAUAUUAUCCUUUUAUAUACUUAGUAAAAUACAGAAGUUGUAAAAAGAUAGUUUUCAAAUGUUGAUCAGUUUGGAUAAGAAAAUAAGAAAACUUCAGAUUAUGCAGAGGAAGCACGAACCACUGGGUCCAGCAGGAUUUAUUCCCAGGUAACUAAGUAUAGGAUCCCAGCCAAAAACUACACUAUGAAAUAUUGUCAUUAUUAUUUAUUGAAUUCAUAUACCGUCCUAUACCCAGAGGUGUCAGGGCGGUUCAUAGAAAACACAUACGUACUAGGGAGGAAGUCCCAUGAAACAUAGCAAAACUCACUUCCAAGUAAACAUGCAUAGGUUACAGAACAAAACAAUGAGGGGCAACAUAUUAUUAUUAUUAUUAUUAUUAUUAUUAUUAUUAUUUGCAUUAUUAGUCUUUUAAAAAUGAAAAAUAGAAAUAAUUUCAUGAAUUAAUUCAGAUGUAGACAAAACUAGGAAGAGUUGUGCUUCAAGUAAAUAAGUUAUGAUAUAACUAACAUUUUGAAGGCAAAACUAUUAGAGAUCAGUUCAUAUUUAACAUUGAUCCUU
Messenger RNA from Podarcis muralis (Common wall lizard), 1271 nucleotides. The record is from RefSeq and is a predicted model, not a curated record. NCBI's taxonomy places the organism in Eukaryota, Metazoa, Chordata, Lepidosauria, Squamata, Lacertidae.